Cygnus olor (mute swan) is the source of this 3643-nucleotide messenger RNA. It is a transcript of the gene MAP7, whose product is annotated as microtubule associated protein 7. NCBI's taxonomy places the organism in Eukaryota, Metazoa, Chordata, Aves, Anseriformes, Anatidae. Gene Ontology annotation, cellular component: microtubule cytoskeleton. The transcript has 18 exons. Bases 584 to 2845 code for a protein of 753 amino acids. Gene Ontology annotation, biological process: microtubule cytoskeleton organization. The record is from RefSeq and is a predicted model, not a curated record.
AGGCUUAAACUCUAAACACGAAUAACAGAGCAGCUGGCAAGAGGCAGGUCCGUGCCCGGGGCCUUCCGGGCGUCUUCUCACCCGCUGCUCAUCGGCUUGUGCAAGCGCGGCCCCAUCCUCUGCCGGCAGCGGGGGGCUGCCCACGGCCACCAGCGUGCCGGGGAGACCUCCCUUGGUUAGGAGGUGUCAGUGUUGUCAGGGCAACUGCCAGCAGCAGCGGCGUAUCGUGUUUGCUCCUCUUGCCUUGCCUGCUGAAUAUUUCAGCGUGCCGAAGCUGGCAGAGGGUCGCGGGGAAAGAGGUGCUGCGGGCUGGGGUCCAGCUGAGGCAGGGGAAGGCAGCGACAAGCAGCAUCUGAACCGACGUGCCUUUAGUUCAGGCUUCUCCUGGAGGUGGGGGAAGACUGCGAGCUCUUCGCCGCCGAGUGGAUGUUGGCGUCUGUCAGCUGUUUGCAUACCGCUUAUCCGUAGGGGAUCUAUCAGAAGCGCUCAAAUGAACAGGCAGCGUUGCAGCUAGCUGCUGAGCAGGGGCUGCGGUUUCUUACUUUUUUUUUCUUUUUUGAAAUAAGCAAGAGGCAGCGGCAACAUGCCUGGUUCAACUACUGUCCUCCGUCAAGAGCGAUUGAAGAAGACAAGUGCCAGGCCAAAUCCCCUGGGUUUAUUCACCAUUAACGAAGAGGACGAGCAGCAAAAGAACGGCAAUUCCAAAAGGCUGAAAGCUGAAGGUUCUAAAAUACAAGACAAGAAAUUCACUUCAGGACAAAGCAACACUGGAACUAAAACAGACUACUCGCCUAUACUAAAGGUCGAUGACAGGCAACGGCUUGCUAGAGAAAGGAGAGAAGAACGAGAAAAACAGCUAGCUGCAAGAGAAUCCAUCUGGUUAGAAAGAGAAGAGAGAGCUCGGCAACAUUAUGAAAAACACUUAGAGGAGCGCAAAAAGAAGCUUGAAGAGCAGAGAUUAAAGGAAGAAAGAAGGCGAGCUGCCGUAGAAGAAAAGCGAAGGCAGAGAUUAGAAGAAGAUAAGGAACGACAUGAAGCUGUUGUACGUCGCACAAUUGAAAGAAGCCAGAAGCCAAAACAAAAGCAAAACAGGUGGUCCUGGGGAGGAGCGCUACAUAGCCGCAUUAAUAACACAGAUCCAGACAGGCGGUCUGUUUCAACAAUGAACCUUUCGAAACAUGUUGAUCCAGUCAUUAACAAGCGGCUCUCCUCCUCAUCUGCAACAUUACUAAAUUCUUCAGACAGAGCUCGCCGUCUACAGCUCAGUCCAUGGGAGAGCAGCAUCGUUAGCAGGCUCCUGACGCCCACUCACUCAUUCCUGGCCCGAAGUAAAAGCACAGCUGCAUUGUCUGGAGAUGCAGCAUCUUGCAGCCCCAUCAGCCCUCUGUCCUACAAGACCAUGAACUGUAGGAAUACAGCAGACCGAGCAAAACUUUUUGCCUCUACUGAUGCUGUUGGACGUAGGAGAACACCACAUCUUACGGGGACUGACAAAAAAGAAAAGGAGAGAGACCAUUUGUCAUCUACCUUCUCAGCCAGCUUUAAAGGAGGUCACUUUUCUUCCAACCCCAAAACUAGAUCACCAGCUCCCUCUCCAGUUUGGCACGCAUCAAAGUCUUUGCCUUCUUUGCCUGGCACACCCAAGCAGGUAACUUCACCUGGUUCCUCCAAAGUGUCCUCUGCUCAGGCACGUCCUCCUUCUCCUGGCAAUAUCCGGCCUGUCAAAAAAGAGGUCAAACCUGAGAGUGAGAAGAAAAGACCAGAAAAGGAAGAUGAAAAGGUCACUGAAGAGAGGACAGAAGAGAGUAAAGGAACGUCGGCAGGUGCUGAAGAAUCUGCAAAUCAGGAAGAGCUUGCUGUCCAGGCAGAGGUUGGUCAAGCCAGCCCAUCCCUACCUCCUGCUCCACCAGCCCUUUCUCCACCGCCAGCCCCCGCGAAGACUUCUGCAGGUACAACUGAUCCUGAAGAAGCAACGAGGCUGCUGUCUGAGAAGAGGCGCCUUGCCCGUGAGCAGCGGGAACGGGAGGAGCAAGAGAGGAGAGAGAGAGAAGAGCUUGAAAGGCAAAAGAAGGAGGAGCUGUCCCAGAGGAUAGCUGAAGAAAGAGCUCGCCGAGAAGAAGAAGAAGCUCGCAGACAGGAAGCAGAAAGGAAACGAAAGGAUGCAGAGGAGGAGCGGGAAAAGGAGGAACGGCUGCGCCGACAGGCAGAAGAGAGAGAACAGAAGGAGAGAGAAGAGAUGGAGCGUAUUCAGAAACAAAAAGAAGAGGAAGCUCGCCUACGGGAAGAGGCAGAGCGGAUUCGGUUAGAACGUGAAAAGCAUUUCCAAAGAGAAGAGCAAGAGCGCUUGGAAAGGAAGAAGAGGCUUGAGGAGAUCAUGAAGAGAACUAGGCGUGUAGAAGCUGUAGAUAAGAAACCCAAUGACCAGCAAAACGGACACAUAUCAAAAGCAAAUAUUACUGGAGAAGCAGUCAUAACAAGUCCUUUAUCUCCUUUGGACCUUUCAGGAGGGCCUCAGCUUCAGCAUGCAACACAAUCUCCACACAAUGGGAAACACGUCACCUGCACGCACAUGAUUACUUCACAUCAACCCCCCAUAAAUAUGGACAGCAAUCUCAAUCCAGAGAAAAAUACAAAUGAAAAUGGAAUGUCUAUGCAGAAUGCUAACUUUGAAGAGAUCAUAAACCUGCCCAUUGGUUCUAAACCACCCCGGCUGGAUGCCAUGAACAAUGAUGGAAGCAAUAGUCCUGGAAUUCCUUUGAAUCCAAUUUUAGCUUUUGAAGAUAAGGGGACUCUUUUGCCUCAGGUAGAUAGUGUUCAAACACAUCAAACAGCAGAAGUGAUCUGAUUAUUUCUUCUGAAGAACCAAAGGUGAUGUAAGCAUCUCUGCAGUCAGUGGAGUUUCUUCCAUGCUAUGAAGGAGUGUUUUAUUUUUCUCUCCAGUUUUUUAAAGAUUUCUUGAAUAUCUUUUUUUGGGGGAAGGACUUUAGCAAAACCAGCAGAAGAAAUGAUGGGAAUAGACUUUGAUCACCUUUCCAAUAGUUUUCAUCACUAGAAAAAUCAUGCUUCACGUGCAUUACUUAAUAUGGCUUUUUCCAACAAGCUUUUUUUCUGUUAGUAAAUGGAUAUUUCUGCAUUCCUUAAGAUACAAGACACUGGAAUCUGAAAGCAAUGGGCUGAUUCGGGUGGUGGGACUGAUUCUUUUUCUAAAAGAUGGGUGUUGGUUUAAAAGGCAUAAUUGUAAAAUUGGCAAAGAAUCUUUUACACUUUGUGGUUCUAAUACUUGAAAAAUAAAUACCUCAUUGCUCUACAAGUAGAGUUAAUGAGGUGUUUUAUUUAAACCUGUUGGUUUAAAUAUUAUUGCAGAGAACUCUAAUUAUGGGGGCAAAGUAUAGGCUUCUGUAUCAGGUUCUUGUAAAUGUAAUUCCUACAGGGACAUUCUGUAAAUUGAGAUCACUAUGAUCUUCUCACGUUUUCUCUAAAAACACAAAACAAGGCAGGUUUUAAAAUGUGAAAAUUUGAAAGCGUUAUUUUUUCACGGACAAGAGGAAAAAACUAUUGUUCUCCUAGAUGAUGUAUUUAUGAAUUUUUGUUCAGUACAGAAGUAAAUUGUAUAAUUGAAUAAAUUAGAAAAAUGUGGUAAAAU